Molecule: messenger RNA, 2439 nt
Organism: Cordyceps fumosorosea ARSEF 2679
Lineage: Eukaryota; Fungi; Ascomycota; Sordariomycetes; Hypocreales; Cordycipitaceae
Product: DNA repair protein Rad26
Exons: 2
Coding region: 1-2439 (812 amino acids)
Source: RefSeq, a predicted model, not a curated record
AUGGACUUGGAUGAAUUUUCCGACGACGGUCUCGACGACCUCCCCGAGAACGCCCUCCGCGAGAUCGAGAACCAGGCGACCCAGUUCACGCAGGCGCAGCAGCACGCCCAGCUGACUCAGAACAACCACCCGCGGUCCUCCGUCGACGCCCGUGCGCAGCAGUCCGACUACGGCUGGGAAGAGGACGAUGAUCUGGACACGGCGCAGGUCGUCAACGACGCGGGCGUGCCGGUCGGCGGUGGGCGGCGGCCCGGCGGCUUCCCCCAGACCUCGUCCGUGACCGUACCGAUCCCGCCGCCCAACCCGCCACGGCGACCGAUCCCACCCGUGCCGAACCCGCAAUGGAACCCGACGGUAGCGCAAAACGCCUCUCGACCGAACGCGACGCAGCAGCUGCACCCCCCUCGCGCCGGCAUUCUCCCCGCGGCGGCUGCCGCCGCCUCCCAGCGAUUCAACCCCUCGCAGGCUGCGUCUGGCGGCGGCGGCGGCCAGGCGCCGCUGCUGACGCAGACGCAGCCAGGCGACGUGCUCACGGCGCUGCAGAUCCGGAUCCGGGCGCUCGAGUACGACCUCAACGCGGCGCGGGGCGAGGCGUCCAUCAUCCGCGCCAACUCGGUCAAGGCGCAGCGCGAGUUCGACGCGCAGGUCGCGCGGCUCAAGCGCGCCAACGCGGAGCAGCUCGAGGCGCACGGGCGCGCCGUGGACGCGGCCGUCGCGGCGGAGCGGUCCGCCCACACGGAGCUGCAGUUCCUCCAGCAGGACAUGAAGGAGGUCAUUAGCGACAGCAGGGCCCGGCGCAAGGACGGCGCCGGCGGCGGGCCGGCGGCGGGGAACAUUGCGACGACGCCGAAGAAGGCGGGCGGUAGGAGCUGGGGCAUCGCGGACGGGUUCGACGAGAUGGACGUGGCGAUGAGUAGCCCGAGCAAGGGGCGGGGGAGGGGCGGCCGCGGGGCGGGGUCCGUGGCGGCGAAUGUGGGAGAGCGCACGCCGACGAAGGGGAAGAGGAAGCGGCCGGUGAUGGAUAGUCCGGUGGCGGCGCUGGAGGUUGAUACCGCGGAUAUUUUUAUGGCUGACGACAAGUUGGACCUCUCGAAGUCAUCGCAGCACCAUGUCGCAGCUGCUCCUCCGGCCGCGCCGUACGAGUUUUUGCAACUCAUCCUUGACCACGGCUGCUUUCCCCAGCAACCACCCACGUUUGACAUCCUGUCUCGCUUCUCCUUCCCCUCCGACACCACGUCCGCGUCCCUCGCCUCCAAGAUCUUCGAGCGGCUGCCGCUCAUGGGCAACCCGCACCAGUCCAUGCAGCUGCAGGUCGACUUUGCCGAGACCGUCAUCCGGCUGUGGAGUCGUUGCUUCGAGGAGCAGUACUGGGCGCCGGUCAAGUACCUGAUGCCGCUGCUGUCCUUCACCUUUCAGCUCCACGUCACGUCAGUGGCGCCGCUCGUGGCGCGCGACCUCGUGCCCGUCGCGCAGUCGACCAUCUGCCUCGUGGCCGACGCCCUGCAGUCGCGUCAGCCGGACGGGAGCUUCCCCAACCAGCAGGAGUACAAGUACUACGAGGAGCACAUUGAUACGGCCGAGGCCAUGGCUCUGCUGCACAUGUGCGCGCUUGCCUGCGCGACGUCGCACGACGAUGGGCAGAACGGCAUGGAGCAUGGCCUUUCGUCUUACUGGAAGCUCAUGUCUCUGGACAUGGUGGUCAUACUGCUGUCACCGAAGCAGCGGUUUCACGACAUUGUCAACAUGCUAGACCUGCUAUCUACGUCAUCGUUGCCGGAUUCAAUCGGCCCUAUAACGGAGGAAAAGGACGCGCAGCUUGUCGCUCGCAUAAUCAUCGAGCGCGUCUCUGCUAGGCUCAUCGAGGGCCCGCGAUCACCUCAUACGCAGACCCAGAAAAAGACGAUACGGACGACCGCCCUCCGCACCCUCAUCGCCUUUGCUCGAUACCCGUUCGGCGCCAUGCAGCUUGCCGUCCACGAUAAUGCCAUCCCGAGACUCAUGACUUGCCUGAGCACGUCCAUCGACGAGCUCUACGACCAGCCCGUCUCGUCCGCGCUGCUGCCCGAACCGCCGGCCCCAACGGCUGACGACGACGACGACGUCAACGCCGCCCGAGGUGGUGGCACCGGCGUGGGCGACGACGAUGCCAGCGCCACGCCUGAGCUAAGCCGCAACAUCUCGCAGUGCGUGCUCCUCCUGCAUGCGCUCGUCACGGACCCGCACACCGCCGACGCAGCUGAUGUGAGCCGCAAGCUGUCCGUCUUUCACGGCGGCAGCCAGCGGCAGCUGCUGGCGCUCGGACGGCUAACGUUUGCGGAGGAGGACCUGGUGAUGGAGGCCGGCAUCGACAGCGAGAUUGUGGAGGCGGCACAUGAACUGCUGGAGCUCGCCGUGUCGCCGGACGAAGGCGAGGUUGUGAGUGAGGCGUUUGGGCCGUGA